AUUCAACCUCAAAAUAUGUUUUUUCUAUGUACACAAAAACAAAUAAACAAAAACACCCUUAAUUCAGCAUAAUUCGAAUUCAAAUAAGCCAAGAACGAGAACCCCCAGCGUGGCAAACUUUGUGUUACAUUUUUAUUUAAUUUCACUAUCUGGUAGCUGGCGGCCAAGUGGAACUUGCAGCUCGAAGCCUGUCUUUCUGUGCUGCGCGUGCUGCUAAAAAAUGCGCCGGCAAAAGCAAUUUGAUAGCUGCGCGGAAUACGUAAAAAACAAUACACCCAACCGAAACAGCCCUCCAGUCAAGAAAAAAAUGUUCUGAAAUUACAAAAAAAAAGAAAAGGAAAAAGGGAAAAUGAAAACCCACUGCUAACCGUUCGCAGUUUCUCCUCCUUGUGUAUGUGUGUUCUGUACUUGUGGCAGCUAAUUUUCAUUAUUCUUUCAAAAUGCAAUCAAGAAAUGUUGCUCUAGCCGGGCUGCACCAUCUCCGGCAGGAAGGGAGGAGGAGCAGCCCCUGGCACAAGGAAAAAGGAUCAGGAGCGCGGAGUCCUCCAGGAGGGCUGUUACGGCCAAAGGCCCUCCGGAGAAUUUCUGGCUGUUUCUGAUGCGUUGGUUAGGCGAAUCGGACAACAGGCUUCCAGCGUCUUUCCGGUAAUGGUCGUCGUGUUCAAAGAAAUGAAGCUCCUCAUCUGGCUUUCACUUUUAUUGGCAUGCGAUGGGUUUAAAGUUACGGAGGACAACAUAAUAACUGAACUGUGCUUCAAGCCGCAAUCUGGACCGGCAUGCCAGAAAAUGAAAACAUUUUAUUGGAACGAAAAAAGCAAGAACUGUUCGAUGUCCAGCUAUUUAUUGCAGCCUUGCGGAUUCUUCCACAAACUCGAAACGUGCAAUACAAUAUGCUCCAAGAAAUCAUGGACUUUACCUGACUUAGAAAAAUAUGUUAGCAAGUUACCUUGAAAUAUAUAUUUGUAUUAGAAUGUAAAAGCUUCGUUUUUAAACGAAGUUAAAAGUUA
Messenger RNA from Drosophila biarmipes, 1007 nucleotides. RefSeq lists its product as uncharacterized. The coding region runs from base 649 to 951 and encodes 100 amino acids. NCBI's taxonomy places the organism in Eukaryota, Metazoa, Arthropoda, Insecta, Diptera, Drosophilidae. The record is from RefSeq and is a predicted model, not a curated record. The transcript has 3 exons.